Molecule: messenger RNA, 495 nt
Organism: Lizanozyma spartinae
Lineage: Eukaryota; Fungi; Ascomycota; Pichiomycetes; Serinales; Debaryomycetaceae
Gene: AIM41
Product: Altered inheritance of mitochondria protein 41 mitochondrial
Exons: 2
Coding region: 1-495 (164 amino acids)
Cellular component (GO): mitochondrion
Molecular function (GO): carbon-nitrogen ligase activity, with glutamine as amido-N-donor
Source: RefSeq, a predicted model, not a curated record
AUGUAUUUUUCUUCUGUGGCAUAUAACACCACACUUCAAACUCUUAAAGGGGAUUUGAAACAAUCGAUGCUCAAGAAGCAGAAUGUCGAGAAAACAGCCAUCAAACUGAUUCUUUCCACUGUAAAGAAUAACGAAAUUGAUGGAGCUAAACAAGAUGAAUUUGCACUUUUUAAAACAUUUCUGAAGAUGAUAAAGCAAAGGAAAACCUCUAGUGAAGAGUAUGCUAAACAAAAUCGCUCAGAUUUAGCAGAGGUUGAGAUAGCAGAGAUUCAAGUGAUUGAAAAGUACUUAAAUGAAUUACCUAUUGCCACCAAUGAGCAAGUUAAAGCCAGCUUAACGAAAUUUUUAACUGAGUUAAAGGCUCAAGAACCUGAUUUAAAGGUUAAUGGAGUUUUCAAAUUGAUUCUGCAAGAGUUGGCUCAAAGUUGGAAAACUUCACCAGAUUUGAUAAAGCCAUUGGUUCCUCAAGUUUUCAAAGAUGUUUAUUCCAAAUAG